AUGGCGAGAAACUCUCUUUACGACUUCUCUGCAGAGACUUUAGAUGGAGAGACAGUUUCACUCAGUAAGUUUAGGGGCAAAGUAGUUUUGAUUGUGAAUGUCGCCACUUUCUGAGGGUCGACCAUCGAGGAGUACCACCGACUGAAUGCACUGAUGGAAAUGUUCGGUGACCGCAACUUCACUGUCCUGGGCUUCUCCUGCAACCAAUUUGGACUCCAGGCUCCCGAGGACAAUCAGGAAACCCUGAAUAUCCUGAAGUACGUGAGACCUGGGAGUGGAUUUGUGCCAAAGUUUCCUGUCUUUGGUAAAGUGGAAGUGAACGGAUUGAACGAAGACCCACUUUUCACCUACCUGAAGGACGUGUUGCCAUUUGUGAACCCAGUUAUCGGAGAAACGAAGAAAUUGUAUUGGUCACCCAUCCAAGUCAACGAUAUACGAUGGAAUUUUGAGAAAUUUCUUAUCGCUGGAGAUGGCAGUCCAUUCCGACGGUAUGAUCUUCACUGUCCUAUAGAGAAAGUUGAGGAGGACAUAGCAGGACUUAUUUAGCGAAUCUCUUCAGUUCACCUCCAGUGGGACAGUGACGACCCCUCAGUAAAUGCAUUCAAGCCGCUGAGCUGGGUCUGAUGGG
Molecule: messenger RNA, 628 nt
Organism: Synchiropus splendidus (mandarinfish)
Lineage: Eukaryota; Metazoa; Chordata; Actinopteri; Syngnathiformes; Callionymidae
Gene: gpx9
Product: glutathione peroxidase 9
Exons: 5
Biological process (GO): response to oxidative stress
Molecular function (GO): glutathione peroxidase activity
Source: RefSeq, a predicted model, not a curated record